UUUUUUCUUUCGAAAUCGCCAGUUUUCCAUUGAUACUACGGUUUUAAGUACACCAUUAGGAACCAGCAGCAAGCAUUCGCUUAGUAGUGGAUGAGAGCCUGAGCAGCCGACGAGUAGAGUUGUAACAGCAGCAGAUUGUGAACUCCAAUUUUUCUCCGGUGAAUUCGUAUCAUAGUACCCUGACAAAAUGGCCCUAAGCGACGCAGAUGUCCAGAAACAGAUCAAGCAUAUGAUGGCCUUCAUUGAACAGGAGGCCAACGAAAAAGCGGAAGAAAUUGACGCCAAAGCCGAAGAAGAGUUCAAUAUCGAAAAGGGUCGUUUAGUGCAGCAACAGCGUUUAAAGAUCAUGGAGUACUAUGAGAAAAAGGAGAAACAAGUAGAGCUGCAAAAAAAGAUUCAAUCCUCGAACAUGCUGAAUCAGGCUCGUCUAAAGGUGCUCAAAGUACGCGAUGAUCACGUCGCCAACGUACUCGAGGAAUGCAGACGUCGGUUGGGGGAAGUCACCCGUGACCAAGUCCGUUACGGUGAGGUUCUUUCCGCUCUCAUCACUCAAGGUUUGCUUCAGCUCAUGGAAGCCAACGUGUUCGUACGAGGUCGCCAGGCCGAUGCUCAGUUGAUUCAGAAUGUUCUACCGUCAGCGGUUGCAGCAUACAAAAAAGCAUCCGGUAAAGAAGUCGAAGUAAGACUCGAUACGGACACAUAUUUACCGGCGAACACUACUGGAGGAAUCGAUCUGAUCACUCAGUCAGGUCGCAUCAAGAUCUCCAAUACUUUGGAGUCUCGAUUGGAGCUCAUCGCCCAGCAGCUGGUACCAGCAAUCCGUAAUGCUUUGUUCGGGCUUAACGUCAACCGCAAAUUCGCCGAUUAAACAGUAUCCACCAUGCAGCAAAAAGUGUGUUUCGUCACCCCAAGCAGUUUUCCUUAUUUUCAUUUUUUUCUGGCCAAAGCAAACUUUCAUAGGGGAAGUUCAAAACAAAGUUCAGCAUGAGUUCGAGGCAAUUACACGCUAAGGUCAGUUCCAUCAGAUUCUAAGUUUAUGCUGUAUUAUGCCCACGAGCUGUUGUGUUUAUGUAACCGAAUAAAACCAUACCUUCAGACGGCCGCAGAAUCGACAUAUAACCACGCUGUAUUCUACUCAAAACCUUUUACUGUUGUUCUGCGUCCUCCAAAAUUCCACCAUCUUUCCAUCCGGAGGGGGUUCUUUUACGUUAUUCGGGGGCCGUCUUUUGGUAGUGGUUUUGCUUCCAUGUUAUUAAAACAUACAUUUACAAACAAAAAUAUUAAUCUGUUUUUGCGAUUUGCUAUUUGUUUAUUUGAUUGUAUAUCAUUUAAUAGUUUAGAAACUUGUUUUAUUUCAUAUCGCUUUAAGAAAAAUCUUGUUGUUUAGUGAAAUAUAAACUGGCGUUAGGGAUAAUUGAUUUUAAGUCGCAGAAUCGAAACUAUAGGAAUAAAAUAAAUAUCGACGAUACACAUUCCUUUGGUUUUUGGUUCAGUACGGUUCAACGAUAGGCUGUGUAAUGGAUUUCUGCCAUAGUUGUUCCUACGUUCAAUUAUGUAUGGUUCGUUUCCGCUAAUUUAUCCAUCUAUUCGGCUUGCAUGAAAGAAUAUUAUUCCAUCCACGACUAACUGAGGGAAUGUCAAUAAUUGAAAACAAUUGAAUCAACGUCAUUUUGGUGGAUUUCGAGGUUUCUAGACAGUAACGUCUAAAGUUUUCGAAGCUCAUGCUACAGCAUCUUGCUUCGCUUACACCAAAAUUUCAACAAAAGAAACUUUGCUGAAUGUUGAAGCAAUAGCAUGAACUAUAAAAAGUUUAGUUGAUACCGGUCAUCUAGCUACCGUGAAUUUAUCAGUAUCGGUGUGUGAGUUACGCAAAAAAAAACUAUUUUCAGUUCAUAUUCGUCAACAAUAAGAUCUGUUGAAAAAAUGUUAACCGCAAAGCACUGCAACAAUCGAGCCGAAUAUUGGUAUAUAUUGGCAUGUUAAAAAAAUCCCAAUUUAACUGCGAAAUUAAUUUUAAGCUAACAUUAGCAGGUACAGAGUAUGUAAAAGAUAACAUGUAAUUAUUAUAUAGAUAUUGUUGUAAUCAUAAUGAGUAUAAUAGUUAAAAUAUAAUGCAUAUAAAUUGAUCAAUAAUACAUCCGUAAUUGAAAGUUAAAAAAAAAACUUAACAAUAAUAACUAGGCUAUCGUUUGGGAGACGCUUUCGAUGGUAUCAAUUAAACGACAAAUAUGUAUAUUCGUAAACACAUUUUGACCCAAUCAUGUAGCGGAUUUUUAAUUUUGUUUCACUAGUGUUGCACCGGCCCACUUAGUUGGUGGGAACCAUCAAUCAAUUUAAAAUUUGUAAAACACACAAUACAAUAAACUGAGUUUAGUGAUUCAAAUGGAAUUACCGUUCAUAAAUAUGCAAGAACACCUAUCUAACAACAACCCAGAACAUGUUUAAACGAGCUGUAUACUUUGUAUUGGGAGAAUGGAGAAAAACCAGUUGUGUAGCUCUGAUAAACAGGACAAAAACUAAUUAAAAAUAUAGAAAAACCACAGUGGUUCGGGGUGAGGUACCGACCAUGGUGAAA
Wyeomyia smithii (pitcher-plant mosquito) is the source of this 2575-nucleotide messenger RNA. It is a transcript of the gene Vha26, whose product is annotated as V-type proton ATPase subunit E. Gene Ontology annotation, cellular component: proton-transporting two-sector ATPase complex, catalytic domain. The record is from RefSeq and is a predicted model, not a curated record. The transcript is spliced from 6 exons. Lineage: Eukaryota; Metazoa; Arthropoda; Insecta; Diptera; Culicidae. The coding region runs from base 188 to 868 and encodes 226 amino acids. Gene Ontology annotation, molecular function: proton-transporting ATPase activity, rotational mechanism. Gene Ontology annotation, biological process: proton transmembrane transport.